UAUACUGCUCUUCAUCAUCAUUGUCUUCAUGUUACACACAACACUCUCAUCCAUGAAAGGCAUGAAUUCUCAGAUUAAAGAUAUCAGAGUUGUGGUGCUGAAAACUGUGGCCCAAUUAUUGAUCAUCGGUGGCCCUUGGGUACUGGGAUUCUUCAUUCACAACAAGUUCCUGGAAUUGGCCUUCCACAUUCUGAGCUCCCAGCAGGGAUCCUUCAUCUUUCUGAUCCACUGUGUUCUUAAUGCAGAGGUGCGGCAACAGUUCACAGCGAUCUGCAGAGGAUGACACUUUUUUUUUUAAAACGCCUAUAAUCACUGCC
Messenger RNA from Sardina pilchardus (European sardine), 317 nucleotides. RefSeq names its product putative adhesion G protein-coupled receptor E4P. Gene Ontology annotation, molecular function: G protein-coupled receptor activity. Gene Ontology annotation, cellular component: plasma membrane. NCBI's taxonomy places the organism in Eukaryota, Metazoa, Chordata, Actinopteri, Clupeiformes, Clupeidae. The record is from RefSeq and is a predicted model, not a curated record. Gene Ontology annotation, biological process: adenylate cyclase-activating G protein-coupled receptor signaling pathway. The transcript is spliced from 3 exons. Bases 29 to 283 code for a protein of 84 amino acids.